Alnus glutinosa is the source of this 708-nucleotide messenger RNA. Its product is annotated as gallate 1-beta-glucosyltransferase 84A24-like. NCBI's taxonomy places the organism in Eukaryota, Viridiplantae, Streptophyta, Magnoliopsida, Fagales, Betulaceae. The transcript is spliced from 3 exons. The record is from RefSeq and is a predicted model, not a curated record. The coding region runs from base 1 to 708 and encodes 235 amino acids.
AUGAUUGAUGGUCAACUGCCCUCCGUGCCUCUUUUAAGGUACGAUGAAGUCCCUGACUUCUUGCACCCUUCUAGUCCAUUUUGGUUUUUAGGGAGGAUCGUCCUAGGCCAGUUCAAGAGCAUUUCAAAACCAUUUUGCAUAUUGAUGGACUCGUUCCAGGAGCUCGAGCACGAGAUCAUUGACUACAUGGCAAAGCUCUGCGUUAUCAAGCCCGUCGGCCCCUUAUUUAUAAACCCAAAAGCACCAAACACAAGUGUUCGCGGCGACAUCUUGAAAGCCGAUGAUUGCAUUGAGUGGCUCAACUCGAAGCCCCUAGCAUCCGUCGCAUACAUCUCCUUUGGCAAUUCCGAUUUCAAGUUGCAUGUUCUACCCUAUGGUUUCUUGGAAAAGGUUGGGAAUAGAGGCAAGUUGAUACAAUGGAGUCCACAAGAAGAGGUUACUAAUGCAAAGUUCUUGGUGGAUGUGUUUGGAGUUGGGGUGAGAUUAUCCCGCGGCCUGGCUGAAAACAGAUUGAUCUUGAGAGAUGAGGUUGAGAAAUGCUUACUGGAGGCGACGGUGGGCCCGAAGGCAGUGGAAGUCAAGCAACAUGCAUUGAAAUGGAAGACAGCGGCCGGGGAGGCGGUGGCAGAGGGUGGCUCCUCCGACCAGAAUAUUCAAUCAUUUGUUGACGAGAUUAGGAAGAGAUGUGUCGCUGCGACUUCCGCGUGA